Messenger RNA from Saccharomyces kudriavzevii IFO 1802, 4263 nucleotides. RefSeq names its product Bud4p (gene BUD4). The record is from RefSeq and is a predicted model, not a curated record. Gene Ontology annotation, biological process: axial cellular bud site selection; protein localization to bud neck. Gene Ontology annotation, molecular function: GTP binding. Gene Ontology annotation, cellular component: cellular bud neck contractile ring. NCBI's taxonomy places the organism in Eukaryota, Fungi, Ascomycota, Saccharomycetes, Saccharomycetales, Saccharomycetaceae. The transcript has a single exon. Bases 1 to 4263 code for a protein of 1420 amino acids.
AUGCGCGAAGCAGAGACCACCGUAGACUCUUUACUGAAAGAGAUAGAUAAUGAAAUGGAACAAACAAAGUCCAAUGCUAUGCAGAAAACUACUGAAGAUACUUCCCCCGAUUGGAAGCUUCCACUGCAGGAAAUAGGCGACGAAACCAUGGAAAUGCUGGUCAAACAUAAUACUAGGUCGAAUUCUCAUGCGGUGGACAAUAGAGACGGAUCACCUUCUAGGAAAUCUGUCACCCCUAAUGAGAGGUUCGCUUUGAGCCUCUCGGGUGUGAACUCCGACCUUGAAGAGUUCCCGGCAGCAAUACACCAGGAACGGCUAAAAAAUUCGAUUGCCAAUGGCUCUCCUCGCUCCACCACUUCUCCUAAGGUGCUCAAUAAUCUGAAAAAUAUGGCUCACGAUAUAGACGAUCUGACUCGCGAUGAGGAAAGCCCCGCGACACUAAGUGGCUCAUCAUUAAAAUUUACUUUGAAAUCGACGCAACCGCUGCUCUCGUUUCCAGAAUCACCCAUUCAUAAAAGUUCUAUCGAAAUCGAAACGAAUUAUGACGACGGAGAAGAGGAGGAAGAUGCAUACACAUACUUGGCACAGUCACCCCAAAUAUUACACUCCCCGUCAAGGAUUCCGAUAACGAACGCCGUGUCUAUUAAUAAGCUCAAUCUCGAUUUCUCAUUAACUGCCAACGAUUCUGACAGAAGGCUGUCAUCUGAUACUUCGGCAGACAGUACAGAACACGAGCUUGAUACGAGAACAAUUCCAGAACUGCCAUGUUGCAUGUCAUCUACCCCCGAAAUGACCCCAGUAGAUGAGAAAUGCCAUGUUUCAGGUAAUUUACCGCACACGAAAAGGAAAUCGCAUUCGGAUACAAGAUCGCCAACGGCGUCCGUGGAAGAUUUGAAUAUCUCAGUGGGUCUACCAGGGACCGACGAUCAUCCAAGUAACGCAGUCACUACUGAUACAGACGUGCUUAUCAAGAGAGAUUUAGUGAAAGACUUACAACGCAACAGGAAUCAUGUCAAUGAGGCAUUCGUUGAAAAGAAAAUUCUUGGCGAAUGCUGCGAGAAGAAGUCUGUAGAUUUCUUGGGCAAUAAUGACACCAAGUCUAUCGAAGAUCACAAUAACGAAGUAAAUGACAAUAAUCAAGGUAAUUUGCCAGUAAAUGUUGUAGGCUCCACGGAGAGUGCCCCUCUCGAUCACACGGAAUCCAAAUUCAGCGAUAUUGAUAUCCGAGCUGAUAAUGCAUCCGAAACUUUUACAGAUGUUUCGAUAUCUAAAAGGCCAGAGGACGGUCACAUUAACGACUAUAAAGGAGGGGAACAAGAAGACUUGCACCACGAUAAACCUUUUCGGGAAAAUGAUCAUACAAUCGAACAGCCAGCUAUAACUCUCCAAAAGGAUACACCAGAGGAAAGGUCUAUAGAAUUAAACGACGAAAACGAAAUUCCUGGAAAUUCCGAUUUUGGUGAAGUUGACCACAAGAUAGUUCGUGUUGAGGAGAAUCAGCCUGUACAAGGAGUAAAGGUUCUGGAAGAUGGCGGAAAAGCGCAUGACAGCAGAAAUGAUACUGACCAUGGAGAGGACUCUAAGGCGAACGAUACGUCAAUGGAAGGAGCUGCUGAAGAAAAUAAAUCAUCGCCUUUAGGUAAUAACUUUUCGGUGACCACGAACGGUGACGAAGACAAGGACGAAGAAAAGAACGAUGGAACUGAGGAUAAAAAUAUUAGAGAAGAGGAGGAAGGAGAACAGGUGCCACUCUUACCACCUUUGCCUAGGCUGGAAGCAAUUCAAUUCAGUGAGCCGUUUACAGAUGAAAACGAUACCUCCAGUGAUUCCAUUGAUCUAACCAGAUCUAUGAAACCUUCGGAUUACAUUUCUAUAUGGCAUAUCCAAGAAGAAGAAAUCAAGUCUACUUCACCAGAAUCUGUAGCAAAUUCCCAAUUUUCACAACAGUCUUCAAUGACCAACGCAUCCACCAUUGGUUCAAAGAAAGAAAAUGAUUCGACGACUUUUACAUUUAAACCUAGAAUAGUAAGCAGGAGUAGGAUCUAUAAUCCAAAAAACAGAGCACCGUCAUUGAACUAUUACGACAGUGACAAUUAUAUUCUAAGCAACGGUGAAUGGAAUGCGUUGGACCCCAUGAGAAGAAAUACUCUGAUAUCCAAAAAGAUCCAAGAUAAUAUAAGAACUCAAAAGAAACUUACUCCAUCUAUAAGACCAAAUAUUAUGAAGCUUCACAUCGAAAACUCCGAUUUCCAGAAUUAUAUUUUUGAAGAAGAACAAUUGCAGGAGACAGAAGAUGUUUUGUUGAAUGAGCAUGCAAGUGAACAAGACAUUACGACAAAUAUCUAUUCAGUCGAACAAGACUUGUCAACGAAUACCCAGAAUGAGCCUGAGAUUUCCACACGUGAAAUAGAAAACGCGGGUGAUAUAACAUUUAAUAAGAACGAUUUAUUGUCUUUAUCCGUUGAUGAGGAAUUGGGUCAAGAUUUUGCCAACUUCCUAGAUGCACUAGAUCAUGAUUCUACAUCUUUCAACCAUGCACUAGAUGAUGUAACCGGUUCUAAUAGAGACAGUUCGAAGAAGAGUUUCAACUCCCUUUGGGAAAACAAUUAUGAACUGAAACCUCCACCUUCCAUAAGAAACCAAUCUAUUUCACCAGAUGUACUCCAAAUAUUGUUGAAAUCAGAUAGUGAAAAUGAUAGUGGAUUGGAAAAUGAUAAAGAAGAGGGUAUCAGUGCGCCACGAACUGGACUGGGUAUUGGAACGCUGAAAACACCAGUCAAAGAUGUUUCAAUUGCACUAGCUGCAAGCAUUAGAGGGUACGAAGCAAGUUUCAGCGAUACCGAUUUUCAUCCAGAGGAUACGGCCAAUAGUGCAGCCAUGACUUUGAACAUGUUCGACAGCUUCGAAGAAAAUAGUAUUACUCCUUGCACUCCAACUCGUAGUAUAAGUCCAAUAAAGCGUCAUAUUAGUAGUCCUUUCAAAGUUAUCAAGGCUGGAAACAAACAGAAUGGUGAUGAGAUAAAUGUAAAGUCUGAAGAAGAAGUAGAGUCGGUGAAGCGGAUCGAUGUUGGUAGUUUGAAACCAGUUACACCCCCACCGUUAACGCAAACAAAAGAGGAAGUGGGAACCCAACUUCAAGAAUCAGAUGAUGAUGUUGAAGAAGAUUUUCCAGAUAUGGGAACACUUUAUUUGACGGUAAAGGGAAUUUCUACACUUUCAUUAUACGGUACAAAAAGUCAUAGAGCAACGUAUGCGAUUGUUUUUGAUAACGGAGAGAAUGUCAUUCAGACACCCUGGGAAGCACUUCCGUAUGACGGCAACAUAAGGAUUAAUAAGGAAUUCGAGUUGCCCAUAAACUUUGUGAUGAAUAGUGAAUCUUCGUCUGCCAUUUCGAAAGAAAACAACUAUAAAAAAUGCGUUGUCACGUUGAAAUGUAAAUAUAGGAGACCUCAACAUGAAUUGGUAGAAGUCGUAGACAAGGUACCGGUCGGUAAAAGUUUCUUUGGUAAGACAAAGUAUAAAUUUGAAAAGAAAUAUGUGCAGGAAAAAGCUAAGCAAGAUGAUUGGGAUUUUUUAUUUGCCCAAGAUGGUUCAUUUGCCUCUUGUGAAAUCGAGAUUGAUGACGAAUUUUUGAACAAAGUUGCAUUCAGCAAUAAGCGUACGCGUUACGAUAUGAUCAACAAGUGGAGCAGAAUUGCUGACAAUAUUCAUACCUCAAAAAAAUUGUAUGAACUACCACGCAGGGCGCCUCAUAGAGUAGCUUCAUUGGAUGUGGAAGCAUGUUUUCUACAAAGAACUGCCGCCCUCGAACAAUUUCCCAAAAAAUUGACAUUAGUUAACAGGAUUGUUUCCAAAUACAAACUGCAACAAGAUAUUCAUAAAGAAGGUUAUUUAUUGCAAGAUGGUGGUGAUUUAAAGGGAACGAUAGAAAAUAGGCUUUUUAAACUGCAUGGUUCACAAUUGUCUGGUUACCACGAAAUCUCCGGGAAAGCCAAGAUUGAUAUCAACUUACUGAAAGUUACAAAAGUACUGCGUAACGAAGAUAUCGAAACGGAUAAUGAUGGACAAAGGAAUUUCACAGAUUGGGUGUUAUUUAACGAAUGCUUCCAGCUGGUCUUUGAUGAUGGCGAAAGAAUUACAUUCAACGCAGAAUGUUCCAAAGAAGAGAAAAACAGUUGGUAUAAUAAGUUGAAAGAAGUUAUUGACUUAAAUGCUUUUCACCAACCUUGGGUAAAAAAACUUGGUGAAAAACUGCUUAUGUAG